Medicago truncatula (barrel medic) is the source of this 756-nucleotide messenger RNA. RefSeq lists its product as uncharacterized. The record is from RefSeq and is a predicted model, not a curated record. NCBI's taxonomy places the organism in Eukaryota, Viridiplantae, Streptophyta, Magnoliopsida, Fabales, Fabaceae. The coding region runs from base 1 to 756 and encodes 251 amino acids. The transcript has a single exon. Gene Ontology annotation, molecular function: nucleic acid binding.
AUGUGGCGCUUGGCAAAGAACAUUCUCCCAAAUAGACACAACCAACAGAGGAAAGGUAUUGUUCUAGACACCUCCUGCCCUUUAUGUCAUUCUGAAGCAGAGACUGUGGAACAUUUAUUCAUGAACUGUAAUUUGUCCAAACUAGCACUGUUUGCAUCGCCUUUGCGUUCCCAUGCUCCCUUUAAUAUGGACCUGCAUAGCUAUUUGUUAGAUUGGCUAUCUUGUGCUGUUAAGGAUGACUCGCAGCUGUUCUGCACUAUCCUCUGGAAGCUUUGGUACGCUAGAAAUCAAGCUGUUUUUAAUGGGGCCACUACAGACCCUGUUAAUUUAGCUCACACAGCUAUUCAGUUUAUUCAGGAGUUCAAUGCAGCAAAUGUCAAGCAAAGGCCUCAACCACCCCGCCAAAGGAGGGACAAUGAUGGCACGUGCCAGGAUAUAUCCCAUCAUAUGUUUGUGGAUGCUGGAUGUUUUUCAAACGGACAAACAGGAUGGGGGCUGAUUCUGAAAAACCAGACACAGACAGGAAUAAUUACUCAUCACAAGUGCAAAUUGGAUUCGGUGGAAGUAGACCCUUGCUUGGCCGAAGCACUACGAGUGACAUGGGCGCUUCAAGUGGCAGUGAGGUUAGGCAUCCAAAGCUUGAAGCUCUCCUGUGAUGCUCUCAUUGUGGUGAAUUGUGUCAACAGAGCUGGUGUAGUAACAUCCAUUGAACCUGCCAUUGUUGUAAGCCGUGUUCAGGCUCCUUCGUUUGUUUAA